Messenger RNA from Neomonachus schauinslandi (Hawaiian monk seal), 3327 nucleotides. Its product is annotated as ubiquitin-like modifier-activating enzyme 1. NCBI's taxonomy places the organism in Eukaryota, Metazoa, Chordata, Mammalia, Carnivora, Phocidae. Bases 102 to 3287 code for a protein of 1061 amino acids. Gene Ontology annotation, biological process: protein sumoylation. Gene Ontology annotation, molecular function: SUMO activating enzyme activity. The record is from RefSeq and is a predicted model, not a curated record. Gene Ontology annotation, cellular component: SUMO activating enzyme complex; cytoplasm. The transcript has 26 exons.
CGACGUCAUACGUGAUUCACUAUCAGGCGCGACGGGAGUAGGACCAAUCGACUCCGUUGAGCCUCCGGCUCAGCGGCUGCCAUCUUGUUUCGGCGGUUAAGAUGUCCAGCUUGCCACUAUCCAAGAAACGCUGUGUGCCUGGGCCUGAUCCAAAACCAAGUUCUGACUGCUCCUCUGCCUAUUCAGUAAUGUUUAAAGUGCCCUCAGGCCCAACCAACGGGAUGCCAAACAAAGACAGUGAAACAGACAUAGAUGAGGGUCUUUACUCCCGGCAGCUGUAUGUGCUCGGCCAUGAGGCAAUGAAGCAUCUCCAGACAUCCAGUGUACUGGUAUCAGGCCUCCGGGGCUUAGGUGUGGAAAUUGCCAAGAAUAUCAUCCUUGGUGGGGUCAAAGCUGUCACCCUGCAUGACCAGGGCACUGCCCAGUGGGCCGACCUCUCCUCCCAGUUCUACCUGCGGGAGGAGGACGUUGGUAAAAACCGGGCUGAGGCCUCACAGCCCCGCCUUGCUGAGCUCAACAGCUAUGUGCCUGUCACCACCUAUACUGGGGCCCUCGUUGAGGACUUCCUUAGUGGUUUCCAGGUGGUGGUCCUCACCAACACUCCCUUGGAGGACCAGCUGCAGGUGGGUGAGUUCUGUCAUAGCCAUGGAAUCAAGCUGGUCGUGGCAGACACACGGGGCCUAUUUGGGCAGUUGUUCUGUGACUUUGGAGAGGAAAUGACCCUUACAGAUUCCAAUGGGGAGCCGCCUCUCAGUGCUAUGGUAUCUAUGGUUACGAAGGAUAGCCCUGGUGUUGUCACCUGCCUGGAUGAGGCCCGGCAUGGAUUUGAGAGUGGCGACUUUGUCUCCUUCACAGAAGUGCAGGGCAUGAAUGAACUCAAUGGCACCUACCCUAUAGAGAUCAAAGUCCUGGGUCCCUAUACCUUUAGUAUCUGUGACACUUCUAGCUUCUCUGAGUACAUCCGGGGAGGCAUUGUCAGUCAGGUUAAAGUACCUAAGAAGAUCAGCUUUAAAUCCUUGCUAGCCUCAUUGGCAGAGCCAGAGUUUGUGAUAACGGAUUUUGCCAAGUAUUCUCGCCCAGGCCAGCUGCACAUUGGCUUCCAGGCCCUGCACCACUUCUGUGCUCAGCAUGGCCGGUCCCCUCGGCCGCACAAUGAGGAGGAUGCAACAGAGCUGGUGUCCUUAGCACAGGCUGUGAAUGCCCGAUCCUUGCCAGCAGUGCAGCAGGACCCUCUGGAUGAGGACCUCAUUCGAAAGCUGGCAUAUGUGGCUGCUGGGGACCUGGCACCCAUAAACGCCUUUAUUGGGGGCUUGGCUGCCCAGGAAGUUAUGAAGGCCUGCUCUGGGAAGUUUAUGCCUGUUAUGCAGUGGCUGUACUUUGAUGCCCUUGAGUGUCUCCCCGAGGACAAACGGGCCCUCGCAGAGGACAAGUGUCUUCCGUGCCAGAACCGUUACGAUGGGCAGGUGGCUGUAUUUGGCUCAGACCUGCAAGAGAAGCUGGGCAAGCAAAAGUACUUCUUGGUGGGUGCAGGGGCCAUUGGCUGUGAACUCCUCAAGAACUUUGCCAUGAUUGGCCUAGGCUGUGGGGAGGAUGGGGCAGUCACUGUUACAGACAUGGACACCAUUGAGAAGUCCAAUCUCAACCGACAGUUUUUGUUCCGGCCCUGGGAUGUCACGAAAUUGAAAUCUGACACAGCUGCUGCAGCUGUGCGCCAGAUAAAUCCGUACAUCCGGGUUAUGAGCCAUCAGAAUCGUGUUGGCCCUGACACAGAGCAUAUCUACGAUGACAGCUUCUUCCAGAACCUUGAUGGUAUUGCCAAUGCCCUGGACAAUGUGGAUACUCGCAUCUACAUGGACCGCCGCUGUGUGUACUACCGUAAACCACUGCUGGAGUCAGGCACGUUGGGCACCAAGGGCAAUGUGCAGGUGGUUAUCCCUUUCCUGACAGAGUCCUACAGCUCCAGCCAGGAUCCUCCUGAGAAGUCCAUCCCUAUCUGCACCCUGAAGAACUUCCCCAGUGCCAUCGAACACACACUGCAGUGGGCUCGGGAUGAGUUUGAAAGUCUCUUCAAGCAGCCAGCAGAAAACGUGAACCAGUAUCUCACAAACUCCAACAAGUUUGUGGAACAGACACUGCGCCUGGCAGGCACCCAACCCCUGGAGGUGCUGGAGGCUGUGCAGCAUAGCCUGGUACUAGAGCGCCCACAGGCCUGGGCUGACUGUGUGACCUGGGCUUACCAUCACUGGCACACUCAGUACUCCAGCAACAUUCGCCAGCUUCUGCACAACUUUCCACCUGACCAGCUUACAAGCUCUGGAGCCCUGUUCUGGUCUGGGCCCAAACGCUGUCCACACCCACUCAUCUUUGAUGUCAACAAUCCCCUGCAUCUGGAUUAUGUGAUGGCUGCUGCCAACCUCUUUGCCCAGACCUAUGGGCUGAUGGGGUCUCAGGACCGAGCUGCUGUGGCCAUACUUCUGCAGUCUGUGCAUGUCCCUGAAUUCACCCCCAAGUCUGGUGUCAAGAUCCAUGUCUCUGACCAGGAGCUUCAGAACACCGGUGCCUCUGUUGCUGAGGAUGAUGGCCGCCUACAGGAGCUCAAAGCCAUGCUUCCCAGCCCAGAGAAGCUUGCUGGGUUCAAGAUGUACCCUGUCAACUUUGAGAAGGAUGAUAACACCAACUUUCAUAUGGAUUUCAUUGUGGCUGCAUCCAACCUCCGAGCAGAAAACUAUAACAUUCCCCCUGCCGAUCGGCAUAAGAGCAAGCUGAUUGCAGGGAAGAUCAUCCCUGCCAUUGCCACAACCACAGCAGCUAUAGUUGGCCUCGUGUGUCUGGAGCUAUACAAAGUGGUGCAGGGACACCGGCAGCUUGAAUCUUACAAGAACAGCUUUAUGAACUUGGCCCUGCCCUUCUUCAGCUUCUCUGAACCCCUUGCCCCACCCCGUCACCAGUACUAUAACCAAGAGUGGACAUUGUGGGAUCGCUUUGAUGUACAGGGGCUACAGCCUAAUGGUGAAGAGAUGACUCUCAGACAGUUCCUUAACUACUUUAAGACAGAGCACAAAUUAGAGAUUACCAUGCUGUCCCAAGGUGUAUCCAUGCUGUACUCCUUUUUCAUGCCAGCUACCAAACUCAGGGAACGGUUGGAUCAGCCGAUGACAGAAAUUGUGAGCCAUGUGUCAAAGCGAAAGCUGGGCCACCAUGUGCGGGCACUGGUGUUUGAGCUGUGCUGCAGUGAUGAGACUGGCGAGGAUGUUGAGGUUCCCUGUGUACGAUACACCAUCCGCUGACUCCCCAGUCCCCAAACUGUUUAGUUUCAGAUCCCUUCUA